UCUUGAGGCACUGAGACUCGGAGGGUAACGCAGACCGCCAGCAGGAUGGACUCAGAGCACGAGUGCGGGGUUUGUUACCGGACCUACAACGCGGGUCUCCGGUGUCCCAGGGAGCUGCACUGCGGACACAGCUUCUGCGAGAGCUGCCUGCUGGUCCUCUCUCGACCCCGGGGAGCCGACAUGCUCAUCGUCUGCCCGCUGUGCCGACACCCGACGUCCAUCUCCGGGGAGGGGAGGCGGGUCCGCGCCGAGCUGAGGGUGGACGAGUGCAUCCUGGAGCGGCUCAUAGCCUCGGGAGUCCUCGACCGACAGGAGGAGGAAGAGGAGGUGAAAGAAGAGGAGGAGGACAGUCUCGUUCGAGACGGCAGUGAUGACAACGAGGAGCCGGCGCCUCCGCGGGCUCCAGCCGAGGAGAGCGACUUCUCCCGGGACUCCAGAGGCGGGAGGCUCCGGCGGUGCAGUCGGAAAGUGUGGCGGUUGAUUCGUGGGAAGGACUCCGGGCAGAGGGGCGGAGGAAUCUGUAUGAACAACGAUGACUUGAGGAACUUCGCCAUGAUGGCCUGCUUCAUGCUCUAAAGAGUCCACAACUUCAGAUACCCCGACUAAUGUGAUACUGUAUUUAUUUCCAAUGGUUCUCCUUUCCAACAUUGACCUGUGAUAAUUAUGAUAAAACCAUGCUGACACAUUCCACUUCUCCACUUCCUGAUUGCUUGUUUAAAUGAUGACUACCAGAAACAAAUGGAAAACUUGUGAAUUGCCAAUGGACUAAUGUAUAUAUUUAUUCUUAUGAAUGUAUUUAAGUUGUAAAUAUUUGUACAUAUUUAAGGACAAAUAAAAUUUGAAAAACUCAA
Molecule: messenger RNA, 851 nt
Organism: Pseudoliparis swirei
Lineage: Eukaryota; Metazoa; Chordata; Actinopteri; Perciformes; Liparidae
Product: E3 ubiquitin-protein ligase-like
Exons: 2
Coding region: 46-576 (176 amino acids)
Biological process (GO): protein ubiquitination
Molecular function (GO): ubiquitin protein ligase activity
Source: RefSeq, a predicted model, not a curated record